AUGUGGUGCCUUGACGUGUUGGUGACCAUCAUCGAGGCCACAGCCGCCCCGCCCGCCCCCACUCAGCCUCCCCCCAACACCGACCAGCCCGACAGACAGGGAGACGCUGCCGCCACCCAGAGGCCCUCUGAGAUGCGACAGUCGGCCAGCCGGCUGGAGACCUUCGCAUUCGAAGAGGUGCAGCUGAGUGCAACGGAGGAACAGCAGCUGGAGCGAAAGCGUCACCCUCUCCCUCCUCGACCUACCGAGCCCCUCACCCUCCCCUCACUCAAGGCCGUCACCGGAGCCGUCCGAGAGCAUCCUGUGCUGGCCGACAGGGGGUGGCGGAUGUCAUCACUCGAGACAGUGGAUCAGGAGGGGUGGGAUGCCUACUCGCUGGGCCGGUUCAUCAGGUCGUCACGGUGUCUGCGGCGCGUGGGCGGCCAUCUGCCGGGUGAGCAGUGGGCCACGGUGUUGGAUCACAUCCCGAUGGCAGACGAGAAGCAGCAGGAGCCGCUCCGGCAGCUGCAGAGCGUCGGCACCAUCGAGCUGGGCGGCAAUCCUCAUGAGGCCCGUGCAGCGGUGGACAGACUGCAGGUACGCAGCCAGUACGAGAUGCACGUGCCAGACGGGUCUUGACGGUGAUCUCACCAUAUGUGUGUGCUGUUGCUGUGUAUAGGCUGCACUCACGUCACGUGGGUGCCGCUGCUCGCUUUCUGAGCUGGUUGUGGCGCUGGACUUUAACGAUAUCGACAGCAGCGUCCUUCCCCUGUUGCAGUCCCUCGCCUCUCUGCACAGCUCGUGCUGCCGACCCGAUGCCGAAAUCGUCUUCGAGGCGACAAGCAUCAGAAGUCUGGACCUGUCGCUGUUCUAUAGCGAGGAUUUUCCCAUCAACCCCUCCCGCCUCUUCAAGAUGGCCAUCCAGACGGCCGCACGGAAGGCAGACGGGGUGAGAUAUGCCAUCAGCCAGCAUGACCUCACCCACCCCGUCGACAACCCCAUAGAGACGGCCAUCGAGAUCGCCAAGACGCUCUCAUUUGACAACGUCACGGCCGUGCGGGUCUGCAAUGCCUUCAGCUCUGUCCCCCCUCCAGGCACCCCCUCUCCCCGCCCCGCCAUCAUCAACCACCUGCAGCCCUUCCCAGGGGCCCGAUCACUCGAUAUUGUCAGCGCUGUGGGCGGUGCUGCAGGUCGGCUGUUGGCCCAGAAGAUGCCCAGGGGUGUGGGGGUGGUGUGGUUCGAGCCACCUGUGAGUGGAGAGGACAGACGGGGCGUGUUGGAAGGGCUGGGGGAAGAGAGAGAGGUGGGCAGAGUUUCUGUGAGCCCAUUUAAUGCGGUGAGCCUCACUGAGGAUCCAUUCGACGGCUGGCGAUCGGACAGCUUCCCAUCGAUUGGCGACAUAAGCAUGGUGUUGUCAGGUAUGCAAUGCAUUGCAGGAGACUGCUGGAUGGCUGAGCGCAUGUGUGUGUGUGUGUGUGUGUUGUCACUCAGUGCCCGACGAUCUGGAGCCCUCUUCUGCUGCCGAGCGUAUCCGCGAUGGCAUGUCAUCCAUCGUGGGCGGCGGCGUGCGGGGCCUGCGGAGUUUGACGGUGCACGUUCGUGGUAACGGGGCCGUUCGCUCUGCCAUUGAGCAGCUGCUCUGCACACACACGUGCACAGAGGUCGGCAGCAACUUCAUCACCACACGCCACAGAGGAUCGACAAUUGAGGUGACUGCAAGGCGCCGCUCUUAAGGAGGUGAGUGGAAGGAGACGGAGCAAUGCAGCCAUUGCGCCUGUGCUGUGUGUGUCUUCCAGGCUGUCUGUCGAGUGCACACAAGAAGACAAAACCGUACGCAGCGUUGCUGCCAACGCUGGUUUGACGCCUGGAUGGAUGGAUGGUUUGCCGCAUCUGCUGUGCGUGUCGCCUGAUGCGGUCCGUCCCCCACACACCCUCGCGUUAUGGGCUAAGCGUGCGUGUGUGGGGUCUUGACUGGGGUCCCUUGACAGAGACAGCUAUUGGGAGAGAGAGGCAGGCAUGCAGGCAGGUGUGUGUGCAUGGGAGAAGUGCUUGGGAGUUCCCAACAUGCAGCGAAAACUGAAUCCUGCCAUCUCGUGUGUGUGUGUGUGUGUGUUUGUGUGUGUGUCUACACGUAGCUGGUGACUGGAUUGAUGGACAGAUAAAUGAAUGGACGCCUUUUGUCGAUUAAUCGAUGCGCACUGC
Molecule: messenger RNA, 2181 nt
Organism: Vitrella brassicaformis
Lineage: Eukaryota; Vitrellaceae
Source: the annotation of a GenBank genome assembly